GUGAGGUGAAAGGAUAGGAGAGGUGACAGCUCUUAGUCAGUUAGCAGCGUGCGACUAACUCUCCCCGACAAAGUCUGUGUGACGGGAGCAGUGGGAGGACAAGACGAUCACCGCAGAACGGAAAAAAGAAUAAAAGAAGAAGGAGAAAACAGUCCAGGACUGCAGCCGAAACUAAGCGUUUACCACCAAAAGUAGAUUUAUAGAAGCGCAACGCUGGAGGUGCACCAUGUGAACAGCUCAUCUUUGCCAAGUCUCUAAAAGCUUACAGCAGAGUCAGCAGUGCAGUGUUGUUUCACCAUUUUCAGGGCCUAUUCGCAUAAAGAGCAAUGCCUCUGUUCGGCUGGAUGAAAUGGUCGACUCAAACGAGAGCGCAGCCUCGAUCUCCAAGCAGAGCGGAGCCUGUGCCCGGCCGUAUGUUGCUCACAGAGCUGCUGUGGCACCUGGAGGAACGAGAACGUCUGGCGAGACAACUGGAGCGGGAGAACCGGCUGGCCCACGGCGCCCUGGGUCUCCGCUGGUUCCAGAAAUACCCCAAACUACGAACCCUGGUCUCAUCGACAGAGCUACACCAGCUGGAGUUCCUCUGCUCACAGGUUCCACCUGUCCACACAGCCACCAUCGUCUCCAGGUUUCGCGAAGUGAUCGCCACCAGCGACGUACGGCCCUGGGAGCUGGCGACCGUCUUCAAACACAUCCUGAUCGACUUCCUCAACCAAAGACAAUAUAUUGAAGAAGAAGGCCUAUCAACGGAGGUCUGGAGCAGCCAGUACAAGAAGCAGGGCUCUGUCACUCCCAUAAUGCCCCAGGGCGGAAGUCAUGAAAGGGAAGAGAUCCCAACGGUCUCUGGGUACGUGGAUCGGGCCAUGCGCCACUCAAGUUCGUUCACACCCAGCAGGGUCUGGGAUCUUCCGUACUACUACCCUGGGCCUCUGAGACCCAAAGGAGAGAGUACAACACUGUGAGAAGAUACACCACCGUGUGGAGAAAUGUGAAAAUGUCCUGUGAUAUGCCAAGGAUCAAUUCUGUGAAAGAUAUUUCUCCCCCAACAGGUAGUUUACAUACUACUGAAAACCCCUCACUUGAGUUUGCAUUGUACCAGAGGGCUGCAGCAAUCUUGUAGUAACUGUAAAUAUGAAGAAAAUGCUUUCAUUAUUAACAUUUGAGAUUUUUUUCUGUCUCUGUAGAGUUUUUAUGAUGCAAGAAAAACAAAACAAAAACUAAAGAAGUCACUAUUUUCCUCUAAACAUUUUUAAAAAUCUCAAGGGUCUGGCUUUCGUUAUCCAACAUACCGCAAUAAAAUAGGAUUGGACAAUAAAUCAAUAACAUAUAUCAGGAUAGACAAAUGAUCAAUAUCAAUAGAACUGCACAGCAUUCUGGGAGAUGUAGUCAGAGGACAACCUUCAGCCUCUCACAGGUUGGUGGAAUCAACUAACCCACUCGCUCUUUGGUUACCUAGCAACAACCUCUGGAGUAACUUGCACAGCAGCAGUUUCAGGUUUUACCACCGUACCUCAAAACUGCUUAAAAGUGUCAAGUGAAAACUGUGCGUAAUAGAGAAAAGGUCAUCGGUUUGAUAAUAUUUCACAUAUUUUCAACAAAAAAAAAACGAUAAAUAAUUUUCAACAAUUAUUGAUACAGACUGAUGUGAAAGUCUAAUAUCAUAAUAGGAUUUUCCAGCCAUACAGUCCAGCCCUGCAAUAAACAAUAAAAAAAAAAACAUCUAGUUUAGGCUGUCAUGUCAGUGUGGCUGCUUUGUACAACAAUUUUAAAUUGAAAUUUUAUGUCCAAGUCUGUUACAAUAAUCAUUAAAUCAAACACUCUAUUAAAAUGAGCUCAAUAAUUUCCAUUCUGAUUGAUAUUUUUCGAAAGGUAAUUUUUUUUUAGAAACAUCACAAUCCAUUUCAUUUAUGGUUUUGGUUGUGUAUGAUUUUUAUUUAUUGUUUUGUGUUGUAGAGUGUUUCUUUUUUGGCUUUUUAAAAUGUCUUCCAGUUGCAGAGUGGACAGUUCUGCACAAAAUUAAAGUUUAUAAGGGCAAACUUCCGCUUUUAUUACAUUAGUAUCAUAUUAAUUGAAAAUGGUCUCAAAACAAUAUUAUUGUUUAUUUUUAAUAGUAAUAAUUUACUGGGCAGUUUAUCAUUCAGCAAAAUUUGUUAUUGUGUCAAGUCACAAAAAGCUUGAUUUCCUUUUACAUUUAAUACCAUAAUAUGUUUAUUUCCUGUUGAUCCAAGACAGAAACAGCUGGGAUUAAAAUGCAAUUUACUUUUAUUUAUGUUCUUCAUGAAGCAACUCUGCUUUGGACCUUUGGUUUAUUUCCAAUUAAAUUUGUACUAAGAAAAUGUGUCCAUGUGACAACAAUAAUUAUUAGCACCAGAUUUUUGUAGAAGCAUGUAUAUAUUCGUUAUAAAAGUAAAAAAAUUUCCAA
Poeciliopsis prolifica (blackstripe livebearer) is the source of this 2422-nucleotide messenger RNA. It is a transcript of the gene rd3l, whose product is annotated as RD3 like. The transcript has 3 exons. The record is from RefSeq and is a predicted model, not a curated record. Bases 327 to 962 code for a protein of 211 amino acids. Lineage: Eukaryota; Metazoa; Chordata; Actinopteri; Cyprinodontiformes; Poeciliidae.